AAUUUCUGGUGUUUAAGGUGAGUAAUUAACAGGUGUCGAGAGAGAGAGAGAGAGAGAAGGGGUGUGGGGAUUGGGGAAAGUGGCGGAGAGGAGAAAGUAGCGAGCGGUAAAUGGGAAAUCGAGGCCGCAGCACAGCCGUCACCAUGGCGGCGUUGCAGCAGGCUCUCUGAUUUCUUUCCCCCCUUAAACUAGUAUUGGUUUCGGAAUUCAAGAAAGAGAGACUAGAAGAGGAGAAGGCAGAGAGAGAGAGAGAGAGAGAGGUUGACAGAGAGAAGCCGGCAGCAUAUACUGCUCCACUCCUGCUGCUGUGGCUGUGUUCUCAGAGACAAAAGCAGCAGCGGAACAAAAGAAGAAGGAAUACAGCAGAGCUGGCAGUGACCAUUCCCGCGGCCCUCUUUCCUACCCCUUCUUUCUUGCUCCCGCCCUCCCUACUGUGAUCGCUGUCACACUUCCCCUAGAUAGCAAGGGGGAGGUAGUGAGCUGUUGUCGGUGGAGGGAUAAUUAUGGCGGGAUUUUUUCUCGGAGGGGGCGGUGGCAGCCAGCAACAGCGUGGGGAUCAGCAAGCCGGAGGGAUCCCUCCGACGGAGAGCUUCUUUCUUUACGGCGGUCGCGGGAGCCGGGGGGAGGACGUGGCUUACACCCGAGGCUUCGAGCUGUGGCAGCAGCACCAGAUCCAGCGGGAUCACCAGCUCUACUCCGCCGCGGGCUUCCCGAAUGAGAUGCCGUCCGUGGCGUCGCGGCCGACGCGAGGAAGCCUGGAAGGCGGCAGCGGGGGGAUGAGCUGCCAGGACUGCGGCAAUCAGGCCAAGAAGGACUGCGCCCACAUGAGGUGCCGGACCUGCUGCAAGAGCCGCGGCUUCCAGUGCACCACCCACGUCAAGAGCACCUGGAUCCCCGCCGCCAAGCGCCGCGAGCGCCAGCAGCACCUCGCCGCCGCCGCUGCCUCGGUGCAGCAAGACCAGCGCCACCGCGGGGGCGGCAGAUCCGCGGCCGAGGGCAGCAGCGGAGGGAGCGAGCCUUUCAAGCGUCCCAGGGAGAUCACGGCCUGCACCCGAAUACCGAACGCCUUGGCGACCACCACCACGUAUGGAGGAAGCCUCGAGCCGGACAGCUUGCCGCCGGAGGUGAGCACGCAAGCGAUGUUCCGAUGCGUGCGGGUGAGCCACGUGGACGAACCGGACGACGUGUACGCGUACCAGACCGCCGUCAGCAUCGGCGGCCAUGUCUUCAAGGGAAUACUCUAUGAUCACGGCCCCGAGGCCGACUACCCGUCGUCGUCCUCCUCUCGUUAUCAGCUCCACCACCGCGAAGGCUCUUCUUCUCCAGCGCCAGCAGCUGCUGCCGCUGCUGCUAUAACCAAUAUCAGCACCGGAGACGCCACCAUUUCGACCACCGCUGCAGCCACUGAAUUGCUCGAGCCUUACCCGACUCCGCUGAGUGCCUACAUGGCCUGCACCCAAUUCUUCCCCCACCAACACAGACAAUAGCUGAGAGCCCAAGGAAGAGGAUACCUCAAUCACUGUCUUGUUAUCUGAUGUGCCUCAUCCGGCCACCAAUUUUCUUGUACCAAUCGCCACUCCUCAUCUAUUGGCAAUUGUGUAAUCUUUCCAAUAAUUUGGAGUACUCUCUUUCAUGAUCACUGUCGCAU
This is a messenger RNA of Musa acuminata AAA Group (dessert banana), 1648 nucleotides long. RefSeq names its product protein SHORT INTERNODES 1-like. The record is from RefSeq and is a predicted model, not a curated record. Gene Ontology annotation, biological process: positive regulation of DNA-templated transcription. NCBI's taxonomy places the organism in Eukaryota, Viridiplantae, Streptophyta, Magnoliopsida, Zingiberales, Musaceae. Bases 504 to 1487 code for a protein of 327 amino acids. The transcript has 2 exons. Gene Ontology annotation, molecular function: DNA-binding transcription factor activity; DNA binding. Gene Ontology annotation, cellular component: nucleus.